Aspergillus ibericus CBS 121593 is the source of this 2031-nucleotide messenger RNA. Its product is annotated as putative protein kinase. Gene Ontology annotation, cellular component: cytoplasm. Gene Ontology annotation, biological process: protein phosphorylation; intracellular signal transduction. Lineage: Eukaryota; Fungi; Ascomycota; Eurotiomycetes; Eurotiales; Aspergillaceae. The coding region runs from base 1 to 2031 and encodes 676 amino acids. The record is from RefSeq and is a predicted model, not a curated record. Gene Ontology annotation, molecular function: protein serine/threonine kinase activity; ATP binding. The transcript has 2 exons.
AUGGUCCAUUCGGAUUCGGCCCAACCGACCGACAGGUCAGGAUCGACUGUCCAUCCACCUGAGUUACACGGAGCCAGCAAACCAACGGCUUCGGGUGACAAUGAAAUUGGUGCAGCUUCUUCUAUAAUCCCUGGCAAAGGGAGUUUCCAGACUCCUCCGCUAUAUAUCGGUCAAUAUCCAACAGGUCCACUGCACGAUGCAACUGUGCAUCACUCCUUCCCACAUCAUCCCGUACCGUCGCUUCACAUUCGCACCGAUCUGUCCAACGCCAGCCAGAUGAGUCCUCCGAGGGAACCGGAUUCGCUUGUGCACCACAGUAUCUCGUCCAGCAGCUUGCCCCGUCGCACCCCAAGCCUUCGGGGUCUGUUCGCCGGCCCUCCCACCAGCGGGGGUUCUCUGUCUCCUGCCUCCCUCAUAUCCUCCCCCCAGCUCAUGGCCAUGGGAGACAUCACCCCCUUGCCAUCGCCAAUCGGCGGUAUGUCGCCAUGGAAACUUCCCCGGCGCAACUCUCAAUCCUUGUCGCGGACACCCUCGACGGCUUCUCGAAGCGGCUCUAGCCUCGGUUUGCGACUCAGCGACUCAUCACAAAUGUUCGGCCCUUGCGAAGCCCGACCACGAAGCAAGCAGUACAUGAUCCCGGAUAAGCUGUCGGAAACACCGAUCGAGUCCCCGACAAAACCUCACCAAGGAUCCGGUUCGAAACAUGCGCGCAACCGCAGCCUCAGUGAAUACGUACCCCCCGGUCGGGCCGUUCCCGUCAAGCCGCGACCCAUCGCGGUCUCCGGAACAGGUGUGCCACCGGGGAUCACUUCAUCUUCCAGCACCGACUCGAGCAACAACUUACACCGGGAAGAGUAUCUGGCGAUCCAUCGUGGGAUUGCAUUACCAACGAUUCGGCCCCCGACGCCCCCACGCAGCAGCCGCAGUGGAUAUGACGACAGCGAUAACGAACCCGUCAUUUCGCCCUUGACAAGUGGUCCAGACGAGGUAUACUCGGUGCGCUCGGUACGCACGCAGCAGCGUCGCAAAUAUCGCAAGCUGCGGCAGCUCGGUCAUGGAACCUUCAGUCAGGUCUGCCUUGCUGCACGCAUAGAACGACGGGAAAGUGACGAUAACAGCACCAUUUCCAGUCUUCAAGACGUGAACUUGGCUACCCAGAAGCUAGUUGCCGUCAAGAUCAUCGAGUACGGACCGGCUGGUGGUGCGGAUGAGGAGCGCCUCGAGGUCUCGCUCAAGCGCGAGGUCGAAAUCCUCAAAUCGGUCAAUCACCCGUCACUGGUACAGCUGAAAGCAUUUGGUAGCGACGACAAACGCGCCCUGUUGGUUUUGGAUUACUGCCCCGGGGGAGACCUUUUUGAUGUGGCCUCAUCGAGUCCACGGCCAAUGAGCCCGCAGGCCAUUCGUCGUAUUUUUACCGAAUUGGUGGCGGCUGUACGCUACCUUCACGCAAACUUUAUCGUCCACCGGGAUAUCAAACUUGAGAACGUCCUUGUGAACCUCCCGAUGCAAUCGAUGGAAACCAUCACGGAUUGGCGCACCUACGACCGAGCGGUCAUCACCCUCAGCGACCUGGGCCUGUCCCGACGAAUACCCGAGCCUCCCGAAAGCCCCCUCCUCCAUACCCGUUGCGGAAGCGAAGACUACGCGGCCCCUGAGAUCCUGAUGGGACAACCCUACGACGGACGCUCCACGGAUGCCUGGGCGCUGGGUGUGUUGCUGUACGCCAUGAUGGAGAACCGGCUCCCCUUUGACGCAUUACCCGGCACCCGAGGCGAUCCCGCCAAACUCCGAGCGCGGACGCCCCACCGCAUCGCACGAGUCGAGUGGUCCUGGUACCGCUACGCCGAUAGCGACGGCGAAUGGGACCCCGAGAAGGGCAAGGAGUUGGAGGGUGCGCGCGAGUGCGUGGAGGGACUACUGAAACGGAGUACGAAACGGAAAAGCCUGGACGAGAUCGCAUCGAUGGACUGGAUUAAGGGGGCGAUCGACGUACCCGGCGAACUCAAGAGGGGGGACAAGGAAGUGCCGUAG